AUGGAGGUGGCUGAGGUAGAGAGUCCUCUGAACCCCAGCUGUAAGAUCAUGACCUUCAGACCCUCCAUGGAGGAGUUCCGGGAGUUCAACAAAUACCUCGCGUACAUGGAGUCUAAAGGAGCCCAUCGAGCGGGUCUUGCAAAGGUGAUUCCUCCUCGGGAAUGGAAGCCAAGGCAGUGCUAUGAUGACAUUGAUAAUUUGCUUAUUCCAGCACCAAUUCAGCAGAUGGUCACAGGGCAGUCGGGACUGUUCACUCAAUACAACAUCCAGAAAAAAGCCAUGACAGUGAAAGAGUUCAGGCAGCUGGCUAACAGUGGCAAAUACUGUACUCCAAGAUACUUGGAUUAUGAAGAUUUGGAGCGCAAGUAUUGGAAGAACUUAACUUUCGUAGCACCCAUCUAUGGCGCCGACAUUAAUGGAAGCAUAUAUGAUGAGGGUGUGGAUGAAUGGAACAUAGCUCGCCUAAAUACGGUCUUGGAUGUGGUUGAGGAAGAGUGCGGUAUUUCUAUUGAGGGUGUAAACACCCCUUAUCUCUAUUUUGGCAUGUGGAAGACCACAUUCGCGUGGCACACCGAGGAUAUGGACCUCUACAGCAUUAAUUAUCUCCACUUUGGAGAGCCCAAGUCUUGGUAUGCAAUACCCCCGGAACAUGGAAAACGACUUGAAAGACUAGCUCAAGGUUUUUUCCCAAGCAGUUCUCAAGGGUGUGAUGCAUUUCUUCGCCACAAGAUGACACUGAUAUCUCCCUCAGUACUGAAGAAGUAUGGUAUUCCCUUUGACAAGAUCACUCAGGAGGCUGGAGAAUUUAUGAUUACUUUUCCAUAUGGCUACCAUGCUGGUUUUAAUCAUGGUUUCAACUGUGCAGAAUCUACAAAUUUUGCUACAGUCAGAUGGAUUGACUAUGGGAAGGUUGCUAAAUUGUGCACCUGCAGGAAAGACAUGGUGAAAAUUUCAAUGGAUAUUUUUGUGAGGAAAUUUCAGCCAGACAGAUAUCAGCUUUGGAAGCAAGGAAAGGAUAUAUACACCAUUGACCAUACAAGGCCUACUCCAGAAUCCACACCUGAAGUAAAAGCAUGGCUGCAGAGGAGGAGGAAAGUAAGAAAAGCAUCCAGGAGCAAACAUUCUGCUCUGACCACAGUGUCUCUUGUUAAUAGUUUCCAGUGCACUGGUUCUUACCCUAAGAGGCUUAAGAAUGAGGAGGAUGAAGAAGUGUCACCUGCAGUCGAUAGGGUGGAGGGCCUCACCUCUGACCAAGACCCAGAAGACCUCAAGGUCAGCGAAAAAUCAGAAGAAGCGGUGAAGAUGGGGAACCCAGAAUCUCCUUUAGAAGAAGAGGCUUCUGCUAGCAGGAAGCAGUCAGAUCAGAAUUCAUCAGAUAAUGUCAAACUCUCAGGAAAUAGUUGCUUAAGCACAUCUAUACCAGAAGAAGUACCAAUUAAGGAUGACCAAGCCUAUGGUGUAAUUCUACCUUCAAAUCCCAGUGAAGCUGAUGAUUCCAUAUCUGGUGGCCAUGUGACAUCCAAGGAAUCAGACCCACCCAAGCUUCCAUGGCCAAAGUUACCUGAGUCAUGCUUCUCAGUGGCAGAGAGUAACAGUGUGUUGAUAGAGGGAGAUGAGAGUGAUGUGGAGACCCGCAGGAGUGGCCUCGAACCUGGGGAGAUCCCAGUGAUCCCCAGGGGAGAGAGAAAUGGCCUCGCUGUCCUUGGUAGAAUAGAGGGAGAAACCAAAACUGCUAAAAGUUGGCGCCAUCCACUUAGUAAGCCUCCGGCAAGGUCCCCAUUGACUCUGGUGAAGCAGCAGGCAACAAGUGAUGAAGAAUUGCCCGAGGUUCCAUCGAUUGAGGAGGAAGUGGAAGAAACAGAGUCUUGGGCGAAGCCUUUGGUCCACCUUUGGCAGACGAAGUCCCCAAACUUUGUGGCUGAACAGGAGUAUAACGCAGCCAUGGCCAGAAUGGAGCCACACUGUGCCAUCUGUGCUCUUCUUAUGCCAUACUACAAGCCAGAUAGCAGCAAUGAAGAAAAUGAUUCUAGAUGGGAGACAAAAUUAGACGAAGUUGUUACUCCGGGAGGAAAGACUAAGCCCCUCAUUCCAGAGAUGUGUUUUAUUUAUAGUGAAGAAAAUAUAGAAUAUUCUCCACCUAAUGCCUUUCUGGAAGAGGAUGGAACAAGUCUUCUGAUUUCCUGUGCAAAGUGCUGCGUACGGGUUCAUGCAAGUUGCUAUGGUAUCCCUUCUCAUGAGAUCUGUGAUGGAUGGCUAUGUGCCCGGUGCAAAAGAAAUGCAUGGACAGCAGAGUGCUGUCUCUGCAAUUUGAGAGGGGGUGCUCUUAAGGAAACGAAGAACAAUAAGUGGGCCCAUGUCAUGUGCGCCGUCGCGGUCCCAGAAGUUCGAUUCACUAAUGUCCCAGAAAGGACACAGAUAGAUGUAGGCAGAAUACCUUUACAGAGGUUAAAAUUGAAAUGCAUCUUCUGCAGACACCGGGUCAAGAAGGUCUCUGGAGCCUGCAUCCAGUGUUCCUAUGGCCGUUGCCCAGCCUCCUUCCAUGUCACAUGUGCUCAUGCUGCUGGGGUGCUGAUGGAGCCUGAUGAUUGGCCAUACGUGGUGAACAUCACAUGCUUUCGACAUAAGGUCAACCCAAAUGUGAUGAACAAACUGAGGCUGAUAAAGGUUCAAGAUCCCAAGAUCACACAGCUAAAGUCCAAGGCUGGCGAGAAGGGCAUCUCUGUGGGGCAGACGGUCAUCACGAAGCAUCGGAACACCCGGUAUUACAGCUGCAGAGUGAUCGCUGUGACAUCGCAGACCUUCUAUGAGGUUGUGUUUGAUGAUGGCUCCUUCAGCAGAGACACAUUCCCUGAGGAUAUAGUGAGCCGAGACUGUGUGAAACUGGGCCCUCCUGCUGAGGGAGAAGUUGUCCAAGUCAAGUGGCCUGAUGGCAAACUCUAUGGAGCAAAAUAUCUGGGAUCAAAUGUUGCCCACAUGUACCAGGUUGAAUUUGAAGAUGGAUCCCAGAUAGCAAUGAAGAGAGAGGACAUCUACACUUUAGACGAAGAGUUACCCAAGAGAGUGAAAGCUCGUUUCUCCACAGCCUCUGAUAUGCGAUUUGAAGACACAUUUUACGGAGCAGACAUAAUCCAAGGGGAGAAAAAAAGACAGAGAGUGCUGAGCUCCAGGUUUAAGAACGAAUAUGUGGAUGACCCUGUGUACCGCACAUUUUUGAAGAGCUCUUUCCAGAAGAAGUGUCAGAAGAGACAGUAA
Puma concolor (puma) is the source of this 3252-nucleotide messenger RNA. Lineage: Eukaryota; Metazoa; Chordata; Mammalia; Carnivora; Felidae. The record is from RefSeq and is a predicted model, not a curated record.